AUGGUUGAUGCCGUAGUAUCAUUUGUGAUCGAGAGGCUUAGCGAUUAUCUCAUCGAACAAGCAGUUUCCCUAGGCAGCGGACAUGAAGUUUGCUUAGGCAGCGGAGUGCGUGAAGUGGAGUCGCUGAAGAGAGAUUUGCAAUGGAUGGUUUGUUUCAUAAAGGAUGCAGAAGAUAAACAAGUUGAAAACCCUUUGAUAAGGCAGUGGGUUUCUGAUAUCAGAGACAUUGCUUAUGUUUCUGAGGAUGUGUUAGAUAGAUAUAUGGCUUCCAAUAGAAGGCAAAAUGGACUCUUAACGACGUGUUCUUCCAUGUUCGAUCGUUACAGCAUGCGCAGGGAGAUUGAAGCAAUUAAACAUAGACUCAGUGACAUCUCUCGAAGAUGCGAGUUAUUUGGUCUCAGAAGGAUUGAUAAAGUGAGUGAAGGAGGGAGCCAUGCUCUUUGCAGACUGAAACAACUGAGAAGAACCACUUCCUUCGAACGCAAUGAGAUUAAUGUUGUUGGAUUUGAAGAUGAUAUUCGCAAGUUAUUGGCUAAACUGCUCGAGAAUCGUCCGCAACGGUAUUUAAUCUCUAUCUUUGGCACAGGUGGAUUGGGUAAAACAACUCUUGCUAGAAAACUUUAUCACAAUAUCAAAGUCAGGAAUAGGUUCUAUCAUCGUGCUUGGGUUUAUGUGUCUCAAGAUUACAAAACUCGAGAUCUUCUUCUAAGAAUUAUAAAGUCAUUCAACAUGGAGGGCACACCAGAGCUGGAGAAGAUGAGUGAAGAAGAUAUGGAGAGAUAUCUUCAUAAGUCUCUACAGGGAUGCUCAUACUUGUUGGUGAUUGAUGAUAUAUGGCAAAAGGAAGCUUGGAUGAGUCUGAGAAGAGCCUUUCCGGACAACAAGAAAGGCAGUAGAGUAAUUAUCACAACUCGCAUCAGAGAUGUUGCUGAAAACUUGGAUGAGAUAACUUUUGUUCAUCCUCUUCGAUUUUUGACGCCAAGUGAGAGUUGGCAGCUAUUUUGUGAGAAGGCUUUUCAUCACAUAAACGACGAAGGAUUGGAGAAGCUGGGAAGGGAAAUGGUGCUAAAAUGUGGCGGUCUACCACUUGCUAUUGUUGUAUUGGGUGGAUUACUGUCUACAAAGAAGCCACAGGAGUGGCUUCAAGUGCGUAAUCACAUUUGGCGAGAUUUGAAGAAUGGUUCUAUUGAAAUCUCUCAUCUACUGGCUUUAAGCUUCCAUGAUUUACCUUAUCAAUUGAAGUUGUGCUUUCUCUACUUGGGAAAUUUUCCGGAAGACUCUGAAAUAAGGAUAAAGAGACUCAUUCGAUUGUGGGUGGCUGAAGGUUUCAUACCACAAAAUGAAGAUAUAAUGGAAGAGGUGGCUAUGAAUAACUUGCUCAAGUUGAUUAAUAGAAGUUUGAUUCAAAUAGCUGAAAUAAGUACGGGGAAGAUUGUAACAUGUCGAGUUCAUGAUCUUUUGCGCGAUCUGGCCAUUGAAAAGGCAAAAGAACUCAACUUUAUUCACAUCUAUGACAGAUCUGAAAAUUCAGUGAGCUCCUCUGCAAUUUCAUCAAGUCGACGACAAGCUGUUUAUUCUGGGAACUGGGAAAGAUGCUUGUGGCUUCAGCAAUCUAAUUCAAUCUUACGUUCUCUCUUGUUUUUCAUUGUCCAUGGAGAGCUAUCUGCAAUAACGAAGGAGUUAACAACAAUAUGUACAAAGUACACGUUACUGAGAGUGCUUGAUCUCGAGAAUUGGAGAAUUGGAGGAUCGAAUUCAAGCAGCUUACCAAAAGAGAUAGAAAAGUUGAUACACUUGAAGUAUUUGGGAUUAAGAAACACAGCUAUCCAUCAUCUUCCACCAUCAAUUGUCAACUUGAUCAGACUACAAACUCUGGACUUACGCAUGAGUACUACUCCGGAAAAUCGGCAUACUCAACUACCAACUGAAAUUUGUAAGCUCAAAGAGUUGAGACAUCUAACUGGAACCUUUUCAGGACAUUUGCAGGUAGACAACUUGACAAAACUUCAAACUCUGAAGUCUGUAGAAGGUGACUUGUGGACUCGGAUCAAUCCAGAAAAGUUGGUUAAUCUUCGAGAGCUGAGCAUAUCUAACUUCUAUGCAGAACAGAGGGUGUUUACUUUUGAUUCCAUAGCCAAACUGAAAAGUCUUCGAAGCCUAUCGGUAAUACUUGCACGACCGGUGACACCAUCUAAAAUUUGUUUUUUUGGUUCUCUGCAACCACUCUCUCAGUGUCAACAUCUCCAAGAGUUGAGCUUAAAUGGGAGGAUGGAGAGCGACUUACCAAGAAACUUGCAUGAACUUUUGCCAAAUCUCGAAUGUUUAUCGUUACGGAGUUCAUAUCUCAAAAAUGACCCGAUGCCUACAUUAGAGAAGUUACAAAACCUCAUGAUUCUCCAACUGGGUUUCAGUUCUUGUUUUGUAAAGAAGAUGAUUUGCAGAGAAAACGGUUUUCCUCGGCUUGAAACUAUGAUUCUUCUCGUGGGAGCAUUAGAGGAGUGGCAAGUGGAGGCCGGAGCUUUGCCUGUGCUAAGAGCCUUGAGUGUUGGAAAGAACUCCAAAUUACUUGUCGAAAGACUGAGAUCCAUCCGUCUUCCAAGCCAAGCGGACUUUGACAGAGUUAAUUUUAUUUAACUUCGAUUUCAGUUUGUGUUGUGUCUUUCU
Messenger RNA from Pistacia vera, 2664 nucleotides. Its product is annotated as disease resistance protein RPP13-like. The coding region runs from base 1 to 2634 and encodes 877 amino acids. Gene Ontology annotation, molecular function: ADP binding. Gene Ontology annotation, biological process: defense response to other organism. Lineage: Eukaryota; Viridiplantae; Streptophyta; Magnoliopsida; Sapindales; Anacardiaceae. The transcript has a single exon. The record is from RefSeq and is a predicted model, not a curated record.